AUGGAAGCUAUUGCUGUUGAAAAUGCGAAGAGAGAAGAUAUUGCUGUGCAAUGCGACCUCUUAGUUGAGACGAAUGGCCAAUGUGUUCAUGAGUUUGAUAUAAAGGAUUUGUCGCUUAGGCGAGGACUUGUGCGCCGAUGUUAUGGAAUUUUAAUUAUUCAAAUUGGAUGCGUCAUACCCAGCGUGGAAUUUCUGCUGGCAUUCCAAUUUCCCCAUGAAAAAAUUGUGGAAGCUGGAACCUUGAUGUUUAACCUAGCUGCCUACACGAUUCUUUAUAUAUUCAGGGACUGGCGUCGAGUUGCACCUUAUAACUAUCUCGUACUGCUGCUUACAACGGCUACGAGUGUUUUAUUCAGAAGCGUUCAUAUCGUGCAACUAUCAAGAAGCCGUUGGGUGUACAUCUAUCCACUAGCUUUAAUUCUGGAACUAUUUGUGCUUGCAUUAUACACCAAACAGCAGCGAUUAAAGAUCACCAAUAGUUGUGGGUUGGCCCUGAUUAGUGGCACAUUCGGACUUCUAUUGCUGGGGGCAUAUGUUUUCAAUAUGUUCUUUGAGCUGCUCACAGGCAUAGGUUGCGUUUUUGAGGCUUGGUAUAUAAUCCACGAUACGCAUCUUAUGCUGACCAGCCAUCAUGGCUAUAAUAUUCAGGCACACGAGUAUAUUUUUGCCGCUUGUAAUAUUCAUGCUGAUCUAGCGAAAUUUGUUUGGCUUUUGUUUAAGGAAACUAUUUUGAUUUCGCAGGAUACCAGCAUACAAUGUGAUCUCUUGAGUGACGGGCAGCGUCCCUAUUUGCCAGGAUUUGACAUAACUAAUGCCUCAACUAGACGCAAACUUGUGCGUCGAUGCUAUGCGCUACUGAUUGUGAGUAAUCUAAUUUUUAACGAGUGA
Messenger RNA from Scaptodrosophila lebanonensis, 888 nucleotides. RefSeq lists its product as uncharacterized. Bases 1 to 888 code for a protein of 295 amino acids. NCBI's taxonomy places the organism in Eukaryota, Metazoa, Arthropoda, Insecta, Diptera, Drosophilidae. The transcript has 5 exons. The record is from RefSeq and is a predicted model, not a curated record.